GUACAGGUGGGGGAUAUUUGAAGUAGACAGUUGUUGCUGGAGGGAGAAGGAGCCAGUCAGAGCGCACGAAGAGACGUGGCUGGUAGCAGUCAGUCAAGGAGGGUAAUAUCCCGGUGUGAGCCAACGCACGGGCAUACAGAGCGAGAGGAGGGCACCCGUUCCGGACACUUUACACUAGGCUGGCUACAUCCUGUGUUACAAAUUCAUAUAUGAAGAAAAGCAAUCAGGUGGUCCUGAAUGGCGAAUAAAAGGUGAAUAAAACGAGAGUACUGGUGAGACAGACGGUGGUGAGGCUGAGGCAGGCUGUGAUGCAUGGAGGAGGAGGCAGAGGAGACAGAGAGAGAAAGGUUCCAUGACUUUAUGGAGACAUUUUCAUUUGUAAUUCCGGAGACAUUUCUUCCCAUUCUUUCCAAGAAGUGACGCAACAUCAACACUCCCAGUAAGCUGGACACAGGAAUAUUUGUUGUGUUACAAGAGCUACGCCAGAGCACCCAGACAGACCAAGUCUCGACGUACAGGUUACUGAUUACAUGAUUUUAUUGGUUUUAUUAUGGGUUUUCAUUGAGCUAUUACAAAUGAAGAUGAAAACCAUGGAGGGUUAGAGACGGUUGGCAAGGACACAGGAGAGGCGUCAUGGGAGGAACAAAACGGGAUAAGAAACCAGACGGGAUAAGAAAUGUGACGACUGACUGAGCAAAAGAAGAAAACGGCAGAGAAAGAAGGAAAGAGAGAAGGAUUGUGUGUUCUCUACUUUCUCAGAAGUGCAGCCCCUAAAUUCCUGUUACUAUGCCUGAGAGAGGGAGGGCAGCAGACCAGUCAAAAUGAACCCCUACGUCACCUCUCACUUUAGGAGGGAUCUCUUUCCCCACUUCCACUUGUUGUAGAGGCUUCUCUUCUCUUCUCCCCUCUCUUACUGUUUGUGUGACAUGACAACACCUGUCUCUGUGUAAACCUAGGACAGUAGGUAACACCUGUCUCUGUGUAAACCUAGGACAGUAGGUAACACCUGUCUCUGUGUAAACCUAGGACAGCAGGUAACACCUGUCUCUGUGUAAACCUAGGACAGUAGGUAACAUCUGUCUUUGUGUAAACCUAGGACAGUAGGUAACAUCUGUCUCUGUGUAAACCUAGGACAGUAGGUAACAUCUGUCUCUGUGUAAACCUAGGACAGUAGGUAACAUCUGUCUCUGUGUAAACCUAGGACAGCAGGUAACACCUGUCUCUGUGUAAACCUUGGACAACAGGUAACACCUGUCUCUGUGUAAACCUAGGACAGUAGGUAACACCUGUCUCUGUGUAAACCUAGGACAACAGGUAACACCUGUCUCUGUGUAAACCUAGGACAACAGGUAACAUCUGUCUCUGUGUAAACCUAGGACAGUAGGUAACAUCUGUCUCUGUGUAAACCUAGGACAGCAGGUAACACCUGUCUCUGUGUAAACCUAGGACAGUAGGUAACAUCUGUCUCUGUGUAAACCUAGGACAGUAGGUAACAUCUGUCUCUGUGUAAACCUAGGACAGCAGGUAACACCUGUCUCUGUGUAAACCUAGGACAGUAGGUAACAUCUGUCUCUGUGUAAACCUAGGACAAUAGAUAACACCUGUCUCUGUGUAAACCUUUGACAACAGGUAACACCUGUCUCUGUGUAAACCUAGGACAGUAGGUAACAUCUGUCUCUGUGUAAACCUAGGACACCAGGUAACGACUGUUGCCUUGGUAUUCUCCUGUGUUGUGCCUUUGUUGCUCCUAGUUAGGGUGUUACACUGUAAACUGUCCUAGGUGAUCUGGUUAAGGUGUUACACUGUAAACUGUCCUCAGGGAGCUGGUGAAGGUUUGAACUGUUCCUCAGGAACCUAGUAACAUGUUUAGCUUGUUCACUGGGGUCAAAGACUUGCCAGUGUUCGAAACCACAGUCUACUGGAAAUGAGUACGGAAGGUGAAGUCUAAUAUCGCAACCAAACAUUUUUUAUGUCAUUUGGAUUUGCUCUGAAUUAAACCUUUUGAGUUUUCUUAGAUUUUUAUCCCUAAGGGAUUUGGCAUGCAAAAAACUAAAACAAUCUCCCUUCCCAGAAUAUUACCUUUGUUUGCCUCAGUGGGUCGUUGUUUUUACCCAGUAUUCCUUGCAUGUCCUCUGCACAUUAUUGCCACAUUUUUCCAAGGCAAUUAGACUGGAAGCUUUUCUGAAAUGGAUAAACAUGUGUGUUCUCUGUCAAGCAGGGGUGUUGAGUAUGACACUUGAACCAAGAGGAGAGAACUAAAACCAACCCGUUUGGAAAAAACAAAGACACGGCACCUCCCGUCCCAGGAUUGGACAGGAUUUGACCUCUGAAAUAACAUUUGAGCUCUGAGUUUUCAUAGAGGUCAUCCACAGGUGUAUGCCCUGUGUGCCUGUUACCCCUCCCCUCUUUCCCCACAACCGGCCAAUAGGAUUCUGCUCCUCCUACACAUUCACUUUGACUCUAUAAUAGGUGUUGUAUAGAAUUAAUCCUGGUAUCAUAUGUAUAGGAUGGUACACAAAAAUAGGUACACAGAAAGUACACACAAUUGUACAUGCCUUGGCGUUCAAGUCAAGUAACUUCAUUCUCUCUCCUUUUAUUUAUUGUCUUUCUCCCUCUCUUUCCCUCACUCCCUCUGUUAUAGAGAAUUCUCCCAUGCAGUUGUAGUGGAGAGUAAGUCUCCUUAUUGUUGUAUACAUUUUUACAACACUGAGUUAAUGCGAUGUAGCUGAUCUGGUCAGUAGUCAGUCUGCGCAGUGUGUUCUGUACUGAAUUGACAAUGCCUUUAGGAGAAACACAGAGACUCUCAGGAAUAGGAUAUUCUGUUAAAAAAGCAGUCACCUGAGAGAAAACAUAUUUCAAAUGUCUCUAAAAGUCUGCUUUUGUUGUGCCAAGAACUCACCACUGACAUUUGAGGACUUUUGUGGCUUGGAAAAGAUACUUGGAUUUGAGGGGAAACUGCUGGUCACAGUCUCCCACUUGUGAGAGACACUGAGUGAGUAUUAUUUACACAGUGCAUGGCUACUGUAGCUCAUAAAUGUGUUCCAAGGCCCUGUAGCAAAGGAAACAUAGAUAUAAAAGGGUGGAGGAACAUACUCUGACUGAUAGGAAGUGAAUGGAUUGGAAUUGUGUACCAUUAUCUGAAUCAAUAGUCUAAGGAGUUCCUCCUCUGUUUCAAUCUGCCUUGUGUAUUUUCCAUGACCAAACCACUGGGAAGUGAAGAUCAUGGAACGUAAGAAACAGCAUGCUAUUCUUUUCUCUGCUGGUUGCAUGUUAGAUACGUGUUAGAAACAUAGACACCGUUUGACUGUACUUUACUGUGGAUCUACCCCUGGACUCUGUAUUGUCAUAUUGCACUUUAGUGAAUGUGGGGAGUAUAUAUCUUCCUUACUACUACCCCAUUGUAUCCCCAGCUCUCAUCCCUUCAAGCUUCUCAGUUCCUGUAGCCUGCUCAAUGUGUUUCCCUCGUGCUGUUUCAAACUGUCAGCAAAACUCCUGCUUCCUCGUAAGAUGGCCACAGACUAUGGGUCCCUCCUGUUGAUACCCUGGACAUGUGUGUAACCUCCCUCUUCAGCCCAAAGGAGUGUAAGUACUACAGGGACUAUACAGUAUUACUGCGAGACUGUGUAUCUGCUGCUGUGGAAUACGUUUCUGACCAGAGGAGUAUAUGCAGCAACAACUUGACCACUGAGUUUCCUUCAAGAGAAUGGAAGGAAGACUGUGAAUCAGGACACUGUAGAGCUGUGAGUAACCCUGACUGUUAAUAAAAAGUUAGUGGAACAAUGAUCCGGGAAGUGAGGGAAGUCAUCUACUGCUGGAUACAGUUUUCCCUCAUGGAUUUACCUUUACCACAUCAGAUGGAUUACUUUUCACCAUAGAAACAGUGGAACUGGAAAGAAGUACAGAACACCAGGUUCUUAUCAAUACCUAGGUGGUCAUAAACUCACAAGCACAUAGGAGUUGAGACUACAGCUUCAUCAGCGUAAGACAUUGUAUUUAGCACCAUGGGAGCGGCGCGUGUUAAGCGACGUUUCAGUGCGGUGGUUGACGGGCUGGUAGACGAGGAGGAAGUCAUUAAGCUGGCUCUGAGUGUUGCUGACACGGCCAGGGUGGGGGGGAGCACGGGAGGCUCAGGGAGCCCCACCAGUCUCUCUCCCACACACAACCGAAAUGGCAAAGCACUCCCCCUGCAGGGCAACGGCAGCAAUGCACGGAGGCCCAGCGGAGCCCUGGAGGCAGGAGGAGGGGAAGGAUCGAUGAAAGGAGGAGGGCGCUCAGGACUGAGGGGCGGGAGGGGCGGAAGUCUGGGGAGAAGGGGAGAAGGCUGUUCGUCCUCGGACCGAGAUUCAACACUGUCGUCCCCUUCCUCCUCAAGCCGCCGGCCCACCCGGCACUCUAGACGCCGGCCCCGCCACCGCUUUGUGGGCAAGGACGGGCGCUGCAACGUCACCUUCGUCAACAUGAGCGAGAGGGGCCAGCGUUACCUCAGCGACCUUUUCACCACCUGCGUGGACAUCCGCUGGCGUUGGAUGCUAGUCAUCUUCUGCCUCUCUUUCCUCCUCUCCUGGCUGCUCUUUGGCUUCGCCUUCUGGCUCAUUGCCGCCGCGCACGGGGACUUCGCCAUCCACCUCAACCCCAGCUCGGGUGCCUCUUCCGGGGGAGGAGAUGAGUCCGGAGCAGGGGCGGUGGUGGAAGUGGAGGAAACGUGUUUCGUUCAGGUGAACAGCUUUAUGGCGGCCUUCCUGUUCUCCCUGGAGACGCAGACGUCCAUUGGUUACGGCUUCCGCAGCGUGACCGAGGCCUGCCCCCUGGCGGUGAUGGCGGUCGUCUUGCAGUGCAUUGUGGGCUGCAUCAUCGACGCCUUCAUCAUCGGAGCGGUCAUGGCGAAGAUCGCUAAGCCCAAGAAGCGUAACGAGACGCUGUUGUUCUCUGACACGGCAGUGGUGGCGCUGAGAGACGGGAAACUCUGCAUGAUGUGGAGGGUGGGGAACCUACGCAAGAGCCACCUGGUAGAGGCACACGUACGUGCACAGCUAUUGAAGCCGAGGGUGACCCCAGAGGGAGAGUUCCUCCCGCUGGACAAUGAGGACAUCAAUGUGGGAUUCGACACGGGAACCGACCGCAUCUUCCUGGUUUCCCCGGUAACCAUCGUCCACGAGAUCGACGAUGAGUCGCCGUUUUUUGAGAUGGACCGUCGGACUCUGGAGGGCGACGCGGAGCUGGAGGUGGUGGUCAUUCUGGAGGGUAUGGUGGAGGCCACAGCCAUGACCACACAGUGUCGCAGCUCCUACCUCGCCUCCGAGAUCCUCUGGGGUCACCGCUUCGAACCUGUGCUCUUCGAGAGGAAGAACUGUUACCAGGUGGACUACUCGUUCUUCCACCGGACCUAUGAGAUUCCCAGCACACCCUCUUGCAGUGCAAAAGAGUUAGCCGAGCAGAAGUACAUCCAGGGCUCACGCUCCUCCUUCUGCUAUGAGAACGAAGUAGCCCUGCAGCUCGUCUCCCCUGACAAUGACCCUGAGGGCAACCCUGGCGUCUGCCCCUCCUCCCUGACCCACCGAUCCUCCCUCUCACAACCCACCCACACUAACUAGGGAGGCGACAGGCAGAGGGGACAGGAAGUGACCUAGGAUCCACAGGAAGUCAGGGACAGACAAAGGGAGAGAGAGGCAGAAAGAGAUACAGGCUUCAUAGGGAAAGAGACCAACGUAGAGAAAGGUAAGUAGAAGAUUUAGGGAAAAGGACAACAUUGAGAGACUGAAGUUGAGAGAGGUGUAGAAAGAGAAACAGAAGACACCACAAAGACGCCGAGAGACAGAGAUACUGUAUACUGUCAAACAGAGAGAGAAAAGGACAGACAGAUAGGACAGAACAGGAGAGAGAGGGAUAGAAAGAGAGAGAGAAUUGUCUUUGAAAGGGGUAGAUGGGCUGCUGCUACUCUAACUGUGUUGGCUGAUUUGGACAUAGCGAUCUUUCAGAAUCAUUAUGAACCCGUCUGUCUCAGACCCGUCCCGUCAACCAACCGCUACAUUCACCACUGGCUCCAGCACCUAGCUGACCACACAUACAACACUGACCCCUAUUGGCUUCAGUCUGUACCUGCAGCUCCUGUUCAGUUACAACUCACACUGGACACAUGGGAGUAAGGUGAAGCUGCCCCCUAGACACUGAGCUAUGACCAGUUUAGUGUUUCUGCCCCCUAAUGGUGAAGGUUAGGUUUUGGAGAGGCUAAGCUGAUCCUAGAUCUGUGCCUACGGGUAACUUCUACACCAAACCUGUUGAUGUUGAAUACUGUGUGAGAGAAUGAGGUAAAACGGUGUAUAUCUAUCUACACAUUGAGGGAUGUUUGUUGAAAGACAAGGCAUUAUUGAUAUGUUUUUGAUUCUGGUGAUUUGUGUUCUGUCAAGGUUUGAGCAGGUCUGUUGUGUUAGACUGCUAUGUAGCAAAAUGGAUACAGAGAAACAGCUGGAAAUAAGCAGCGGUUUUAAGCUGUUUCUUUGACUUGUACUGUAUGUUGUUAUUCUGUAUUUAUAAUGCAAGACUAUUAUAUAUUUGCUUUAUUUAAUCAAACAUGUUGCUUGUUCAACUGGGUGCAGUGUCAGCACAAAACCAUAUGAGUGCAUCGUCUGGUAACAUGUUAUUUGAAGGUCUACUUCUAAACUUAUGAUUGAUUGUUUAAUAUGGUUAACUAUGGUUAACAAACAAAGGUUUAUAAGUACUUUGUAAGCAGAACUUUGAUUAAAAUGUUACCUUAUGUUAUUUAAAAAAUUCUACAGUACCCAGCUGAAGGGACAAUCUUAUGUUAAUGUUUACCUCUGUCUUGAAUAUGAGAUUCUGUCACCUGAGAUUCUGUGUUCCUCAAACAUUUAACUUUGUAUGAUUUUCCUCAGUAUUUUCUUUAUUUAGUUCAUUUGCUGAAUACUGUAUAUUUGUUAGAGUUUGAAGGGGAAAAUGGGGGAUGUUAAAGGUAGACUCAGCGAUAUGACGUAGAUGCAGAAAGUAAACAGCAUAGUGGGUCAAUUUCCACAACAACUAAGAGCGUUGAAGUGUGAGGCUCAACUUCUCUGCUGUUUAAAUACAUAGUGAGGGUAUUCCAUACCGGUAAAAUUUGAGUCUAUCACAAUAAUGAAAACAAAAUGUUGCCGAGGCUGAGAUGGAUGGCUGACACUGAGACCCGCGCGGACAGUAGUGGACGCAUAAAUUCUGGCCUAAUGACAAUCACCAAAAUGUCAUCACACUUGUUGGUGUUUUGUGUAACAGAGGUCUCUUUCCAUCCACCACUGUUUGGAGGCUGGAGACAUGUUGAGACUGGAUGAACAUGUAAAGGAGGCCUUUGAAGUGAUUGCUUGACAAUCAGAUGAAAACAUCCUGACUGGUGGUUUGUGCCACAGUAGAAGGUAAUACAUUACCUACAUACAUUAGUUAAGUUAAAUAACAAAUCUUUAGUACGAGGCCCACAGAGAUCCUAAUGAAUGAACAGAAAUCCUAAUGAAAGAAUAGAGAUUCUAUAUGGAAUGAAUGAAUAGAGAUUCUAUAUGGAAUGAAUGAAUAGAGAUUCUAUAUGGAAUGAAUGGAUAGAUUCUAUAUGUAAUGAAUGAAUAUAGAUUAUAUAUGGAAUGAAUGGAGAUUCUAUAUGUAAUGAAUGAAUAGAGAUUCUAUAUGGAAUGAAUGAA
Messenger RNA from Oncorhynchus mykiss (rainbow trout), 7670 nucleotides. The record is from RefSeq and is a predicted model, not a curated record. NCBI's taxonomy places the organism in Eukaryota, Metazoa, Chordata, Actinopteri, Salmoniformes, Salmonidae.